AUUGAUCGAUCUCCACGAGGGAGAAUCAUUUUAUUUUCUACUAUCACACAAGAGACAACUUUUGCCACUACUCUUUCCUUAAGUACUCUCAUCAACCCUUCAUUUCUUUCAGUGCUUGCAAAUUAACCUGAGAUCCGUUAAAGCUGGUCAACCUCUUGUUCUUUCGCUUAGAUCUUCACCCUCAACAUGCUCAGAACACUAGCCAGGGAGUUCAAGCUCACCACCCUUGCUAAUGGUUUGCUUAAAAAACGCAGCAGAUUCUAUGGAACGGUUGGUGGAAGAAGGCUUGAAGGAAAAGUGGCAAUCAUAACCGGAUCAGCAAGUGGACUAGGAAAAGCAACAGCCCAUGAAUUCAUCCAGCAUGGGGCCCAAGUCAUCAUCGCCGACAACGACACCAAACUCGGGCCGCAAGUUGCGAAAGAGUUGGGCCCAUCAGCCCGCUACGUGGAAUGCGACGUCACGAUCGAGGCCCAAGUAGCAGAAGCUGUGGACAUUGCCGUGGCCCACUACGGCAAACUGGACAUCAUGUACAACAACGCCGGCAUAACAGGCCCAACAAUCCCUCCAAGCAUAACAGAGCUAAACCUUGAUGAGUUUGACAAGGUGAUGAAAAUCAAUGUCAGGGGAAUGAUUGCGGGUAUAAAGCAUGCGGCCCGAGUCAUGAUACCCGCGGGCGCCGGGUCCAUUCUAUGCACAUCAAGCAUAAGUGGGACAAUGGGUGGGCUUGGGCCUCACCCAUACACAAUAUCAAAGUUUACAAUACCUGGGGUAGUGAAAUCUGUUGCUAGUGAGCUUUGUAAAGCUGGGAUAAGAGUAAAUUGCAUAUCCCCAGCUCCAAUUCCUACACCUAUGUCUUUGACUCAGAUUGGGAAUUUUUUUCCUGGUAUGACCCAAGAGCAGGUAGUGGGCCUUGUGAAUGGGCUUAGUGAGCUCAAGGGGGCCAAGUGUGAGGACAUUGAUGUGGCCCGGGCAGCGUUGUUUUUGGCAUCAGAUGAAGCAAAGUUCAUCUCAGGCCACAAUUUAAUUGUGGAUGGAGGGUUCACCUGCUUUAAAAACCUCUCUUUCCCUUCUCCAAACUAAACUCCCCAGCCUUCUUUGAUUUCAUUUCUGUAAUGUGUUAUGAUGGUUUAUUUCUAAAUUUGUUUGUAGAAUUUUCUUUUUGUUGGAAAUUUAAGAAGACCUACUUUAUGUUUUGCACAAAA
Molecule: messenger RNA, 1202 nt
Organism: Lotus japonicus
Lineage: Eukaryota; Viridiplantae; Streptophyta; Magnoliopsida; Fabales; Fabaceae
Product: momilactone A synthase-like
Exons: 3
Coding region: 187-1080 (297 amino acids)
Source: RefSeq, a predicted model, not a curated record